AUGGCUAUAAUGAUUUUUUUAGCUGGACUCUUGUCUGAGUUUGAGACUGCUAAAUCACAUAUUCUAUCUAGUUCUGAGAUCAGCUCUCUCAAAGAUGUUUUAAGUCGAGUGUUGCGCACAGAGAGUACUCCAUCCAACCAACAGACCAAUGUGCUUGUUGCAAAAGGAGGAGGAGGAAGAAAUAAUGCAGGAAAAUGGAACAACAAUGAUUCGGGGAGAUGGAACAACAAUAAUGAUGUAGGGAGAUGGAACAACAACAACGAUGCAGGGAAGUGGAAUCAUAACAAUGAUGCAGGAAGGUGGAACAACACCAAUGACUCUGGUAGAUGGAACAAUAACAAAGGAGGAGACAAUGAUGCUGGGAGAUGGAACAACAACAAAGGAGGAGACAAUGAUGCUAGGAGAUGGAUCAACGACAAUACUUGUCGCUAUUGUAAGGAACCCGGGCACAUAAGGAGAAACUGUAAGAAAUUACAAAAUCGUAACCAAUAA
Solanum pennellii is the source of this 492-nucleotide messenger RNA. Its product is annotated as bifunctional endo-1,4-beta-xylanase XylA-like. The record is from RefSeq and is a predicted model, not a curated record. Gene Ontology annotation, molecular function: zinc ion binding; nucleic acid binding. NCBI's taxonomy places the organism in Eukaryota, Viridiplantae, Streptophyta, Magnoliopsida, Solanales, Solanaceae. The transcript has a single exon. The coding region runs from base 1 to 492 and encodes 163 amino acids.